AUGAUGUACCUGAAGGAGAUGUAUGUCAUCGACUUCGAUGUGGAAGACAAGAAGCAGUACGCUGCAAGCUAUCGUGCGGUGCAGAGGUUCUUGAAGGCGCAAGGGUACAAACGUGGCAGCCGCAAGGGAACGUCGACGUACCACCUCUCCACGGCCAAUGCCCUUGCGCGGGACACGUAUGUCAAACUGAUGCAUCCACACUCGACUGCUCCAACUCGGCCGAAUGUCGUGUAUACCGACGAAUCAUAUAUUCACCAUCACUACAAGUCCCACCAUCAAGACCUCUUUGACCCGUCCGAUGACCACGACGUUCAGAGCAAGGAGAAGCACAAGGGUCGUCGUUACUGCUUCGUUGCCGGGAUACUCGACUCCCCCACAUUGGUCAGCAAGGUCAUGGCGCUCGAUAUUUUUACCGGUGGAAAGUCGCGUGCAAAGGAGCCUCAAGACUACCACGGCAUGUUUGACCACGCAUACUACGUCAAGUGGUUCGGUCGCCUUCUGGACGAAAUGGACGCAAGUGGGGUUACCAACGCUCUUAUCAUUCUCGACAACGCGAAGUACCACAAGUGCCUGCCCGAAUCAACACCAACGAGUGGACGUCGCAAAAGUGUCUUGUUGGACGCAUGUCGACUGUAUGGGAUUUCGACCACGGGCAAUGAGUUCAAGAGUGAGCUGUGGGAUAUGCUGGCAUCUCACAUCAAAGCAAACGUUCGGCCCGUCAUCGUGGAAAUGGCCAAGAACCGUGGGCAUUGCGUUGUUUACACUCCUCCUCAUCAUUCGGAUUUGCAGCCGAUUGAAAUUGUGUGGGCUAUUGUGAAGGGUGAGGUAGGUCGGCAAUACACGGACAUGACCAAGUUCGCCGAUGUUAAAGUUCGCCUCGAAGCUGCAUUUGCCAACUUGAAACCCGACUCCAUCAAAGGGUGUGUGCGUGCUGCACAAGAGAAGUUGAAGAUGUUGCACGAGCAUCUUGUGCAAAUCGAUGCACUCGCAUAUGAUGAAGAGUCAUCAGAUGACAGCGACAAUUCAAGUGACGAUGGUGGCGACUCUGAAUAG
Molecule: messenger RNA, 1053 nt
Organism: Aphanomyces invadans
Lineage: Eukaryota; Oomycota; Saprolegniomycetes; Saprolegniales; Verrucalvaceae
Exons: 1
Coding region: 1-1053 (350 amino acids)
Molecular function (GO): nucleic acid binding
Source: RefSeq, a predicted model, not a curated record